AUGUAUGCGAUGUGGAGACUGCAAGUCGCCUUAUGUACUCUGUCGGUGCUGCUGUCCCUGUCAUCCGGUGGUGAAAGCAAGGCGCGGAGCUGUAGCGAGGUUAGGCAAGCUUAUAACGUUAAAGGAUUCAGCCUCGUCAAUGUACCUCAUCAGGAAAUAUCAGGUGAGCACCUGCGUGUCUGUCCUCAGGGAUACACCUGCUGCACAUCUGAGAUGGAGGACAAACUCAACCUGCAGAGCAAACUGGAGUUCGAGAACUUGGUCGAGAAGAGCAGCCACAAUAUAAGGACCACAUUUGUCUCCAGGCAUAAAAAGUUUGAUGAGUUUUUCUUGGAGCUGCUGGACAAUUCUGAGAAGUCUCUCAACAGCAUGUUCACACGGACGUACGGGAAACUGUAUAUGCAGAACUCAGAGGUGUUCCAGGACCUGUUCACUGAGCUGAAGCGCUACUACACGGGGGGCAACGUCAACCUGGAGGAGAUGCUGAAUGACUUCUGGUCCAGGCUGCUGGAGCGCAUGUUCCAGUUGCUCAACUCCCAGUACCACUUCACAGACGACUACCUGGAGUGCGUCAGUAAAUACACAGAUCAGCUAAAGCCCUUUGGAGAUGUGCCCAGGAAGCUGAAGGCCCAGGUCACCAGGGCCUUCAUCGCCGCACGGACGUUUGUCCAGGGGCUAAUGGUUGGACGGGAGGUCGCCAACAGGGUCGCCAAGGUGAAUGUAGUUCCAGCAUGUGUCAGAGCCUUGACCAAGAUGCUGUACUGUUCCUACUGCCGUGGCAUGCCUGGGCUGAAAGCCUGUCACAACUACUGUCACAACGUUAUGAGGGGCUGUCUAGCGAACCAGGCAGACCUAGACGCUGAGUGGAACCUCUUCAUCGAUGCUAUGUUACUGGUGGCAGACAGACUGGAGGGACCCUUCAACAUCGAAGCCGUCAUAGAGCCAGUCGACAUCAAGAUCUCUGAGGCCAUCAUGACUAUGCAGGACAACAGCAUGCAAGUGUCAGCCAAGGUUUUUCAAGGGUGUGGCCAACCAAAGCCAUCAGGAAUAGGCAGGUCUGUACGCGGCAUUUCAGACGUGUUCAGUGCUCGUUUCAGACCCUACACCCCUGAAGAGAGGCCAACCACAGCAGCCGGAACGAGCCUGGAUAGACUGGUGAUUGACAUCAAAGAGAAGUUGAAGGAGUCCAAGAGGUUUUGGUCCAACCUGCCAGAUGACAUCUGCGCCAAGGGCAAUCUCACAGAGUCUGAUGAGGAGCAGUGCUGGAACAGCCACACUAAGGGCAGAUAUUUCCCUGAAGUGGUGAAGGAGGGUCUAACCAACCAGGUGAACAACCCAGAGGUGGAUGUGGAUAUCACCAGGCCCGACACGCUGAUACGACAGCAGAUCAUGGCUCUACGUGUGAUGACCAACAAGCUAAAGAACGCCUACAAUGGGAAUGACAUCUACUUCCAGGACUCUAGUGACGAGGGCAGCAGUUCUGGCAGUGGCAGCGGCUGCUCUGACGGCUGCACAACAGAGUUUGUUUUCGUGGGAACAGAGGCUCCUGUGAUCGGAGCCGACAGAAGCGACGAGCGCGCCGCAGCAGCAGCCGCAGGCAAGUCACUUUCCCGUGAACCCUCCCUGCUGGUGGUGAUGUUCGCCCUCACACUCCCACUCUGGGCAAUGCAGACUCAAUGGAGAUAAUACAUGGGUGCGGCCUGAUCACUGACUUUUAUACUGUUACUUACAGUAUGUUUAACAGCAAGUUCUACUGCUGUUCCCUCACUGGACAUGUAGAACCUCCUGGAAACCUGUCAAGAAUGGCUUACUGUGUGGUAAGACUGGAAGCGAGUGCAGUGCUGCAUCCUGCUCGUCCCCCAAAGAAUGCUCGGUGCCAUCACUGAACCAGCUUUCACAUCUCUGAAAAAAAAAGAAGAAAAUGUGGUGUUUGUCUUUAUUCUAAAGUGGGUUUUG
Chelmon rostratus (copperband butterflyfish) is the source of this 1956-nucleotide messenger RNA. It is a transcript of the gene gpc6a, whose product is annotated as glypican 6a. Lineage: Eukaryota; Metazoa; Chordata; Actinopteri; Chaetodontiformes; Chaetodontidae. Gene Ontology annotation, cellular component: plasma membrane; extracellular region; synapse. Bases 1 to 1686 code for a protein of 561 amino acids. The record is from RefSeq and is a predicted model, not a curated record. The transcript has 9 exons. Gene Ontology annotation, biological process: regulation of protein localization to membrane; cell migration; regulation of signal transduction.